AAUAAUUAAAUUAAUCAUUGCCGUAAAGAUUCUGACUAAUCAAACUAACAACAUAUUAUUGGUCCAUAAUAUUAUAUCGAUCACUUUCAUCAUUUAUGUUUCUUACAUCAACUAUCUAACUCUUGAUACUAAUAGUCUACACUACACUAUGUUAAUUAUUCCACAUUUAUUUUUUCACAUCUUUUUUUAUUAUAAAAACUAAACUCUCUCCCUCUUUACUCUCAACAUAUAGUCCCCAUUCCUAGAACGUCUAGAUAGUAUACCUAGCCAUGGCAAUCGACGGCGGUGGUGGCCAGCCCCGCUUUGUGACACGUGUCAUAACGGGGCAGUGGUUCAUGGUGUUUUCAUGCCUCCUAGUGAUGUCUACGGCGGGGGCAACCUACAUGUUCGGAUCAUACUCUAAAGAUAUAAAACAAUCCUUAGGGUAUGACCAAACUACCCUUAACCUACUUAGCUUUUUCAAGGACUUGGGGUCCAUUGCAGGGGUACCGUCCGGGCUACUAAUGGAAGUCACUCCACCUUGGGUGGUUCUAAUCGUUGGGGCCGUACUUAACUUCUUUGGUUACUUCAUGAUGUGGCUCGCCGUUACUAAUCGCAUCGCCAAGCCGGCUAUUUGGCAAAUGUGCUUGUAUAUUUGCAUAGGUUCAAAUUCGCAAGCCUUUUCAAACACCGGUGCACUUGUAACUUGCGUGAAAAACUUCCCAGAAAGCCGAGGAGUAGUCUUAGGCUUACUAAAAGGCUUCGUUGGUCUAAGUGGUGCAAUAAUAACACAACUCUACUUUGCAUUGUACGGCGGUAACGGUAAAAAUUCAAAAUCCUUAAUCCUCCUCAUUGGUUGGCUACCAGCCGCAAUUUCAUUCGCAUUCCUACGCACAAUCCGAUUUAUGAAAGUCGUACGACGAAAAAACGAGGUCAACGUCUUUUACGACCUUCUAUAUAUCUCCCUUGGCCUAGCUAGCUUUCUCAUGGUCAUGACAAUACUUCAAAAAACCACAACUUUUUCACGAGGUGAGUACAUUGGAAGUGGCAUAACAGUAAUUCUUUUACUCCUUUUACCUCUUUUUACUGUGGUUAAAGAAGAAUACAAGGUACUAAAAACCAACGAUAAAGACGAGUUUGUAGUUGAGAGUGUGUCUGAUGUUGAUGUUGUGGUAAAAAACGAGGAAAAUUACAAGGAAGAUGUAACAAAGGAUGUUUCAGAAAAACAAAGAGAGGUGGACUCGUGUUUUCAGAAUAUUUUCCGUUCCCCUGAACGAGGGGAGGAUUAUACUAUAUUACAAGCGAUUUUCAAUAUAGACAUGCUGGUACUGGUUAUCACUAUUAUAAGUGGAUUAGGUGGUACAUUGACCGCUAUUGACAAUUUGGGUCAAAUUGGGACGUCUCUCGGGUAUCCGGCAAAAAGCAUAAGCACGUUCGUGUCUCUAGUGAGUAUAUGGAACUACUUGGGUCGUGUCGUGGCGGGUUUUGGUUCGGAGCAUUUGUUAAAGAAGUACAAAAUUCCAAGACCUCUUAUGCUAAGUUUGACGUUAUUGGUCUCUUGCGUUGGUCACCUUCUCAUUGCUUUUAAUUUACCUAAUGGGCUUUAUAUUGCAACUGUGGUUAUUGGGUUUUGUUAUGGGGCCCAAUGGCCUUUGCUCUUUGCCAUUAUCUCUGAAUUAUAUGGGCUUAAGUACUACGCAACUUUAUAUAAUUUGGGUACAGUGGCAAGCCCAAUAGGGGGUUAUAUUCUGAAUGUGAGACUAACCGGGUAUUUAUAUGAUAGAGAAGCCGAAAGACAAAUGGUAGAUUCGGGUCGGGUCAGGGAAAAAGGUGAAGAGUUAAACUGUGUUGGGCCUGAAUGUUUUAGGUUGGCAUUUCUUAUGAUCACGGCAGCUACUAUUUUUAGUAUGUUGUUUUCAUUGAUUUUGGUGGUUAGAACAAGAAAGUUUUACAAGAGUGACAUUUAUAGAAAGUUUAGGGAGGCGGAGAACGCGACGAAGGCUGAGACGGUAUGUGGUGUUUUAGUGCCGGAUAACGAGUCGGAGACGAAGGUGCCACAAAGCUAGAAGUGUUGGUGUCUAUAUAUAACAAAUGAUUGGUAAGUAUAAUGUUGAAGUAUGAUGUGAUAUUAGUAUUAUAUUAAGAAGUUCAUUAUAAUUUAUACACCAUGGUAUAUUACAAACGUGGUACAUUCACGCUCGUUUUUUACUCGUUUUCUUAAUUGGUAAUUAAGAAAAUGUGGAAAAAAUUUGCUUUAAAUUAAUGUACUAUACACCCGGGUGAAUUAUGAAAAUCGUCAUGUAAUGUAUUAGUAAUAACAAUGAAAGUUGUGUUAGAAUUAAAGGAAUGCAUAUAUUUAGUGUCA
This is a messenger RNA of Spinacia oleracea (spinach), 2344 nucleotides long. RefSeq names its product protein NUCLEAR FUSION DEFECTIVE 4. Gene Ontology annotation, cellular component: membrane. Lineage: Eukaryota; Viridiplantae; Streptophyta; Magnoliopsida; Caryophyllales; Amaranthaceae. The transcript has 2 exons. Bases 270 to 2045 code for a protein of 591 amino acids. The record is from RefSeq and is a predicted model, not a curated record.